Molecule: messenger RNA, 683 nt
Organism: Laetiporus sulphureus 93-53
Lineage: Eukaryota; Fungi; Basidiomycota; Agaricomycetes; Polyporales; Laetiporaceae
Exons: 3
Coding region: 25-435 (136 amino acids)
Biological process (GO): proteasome regulatory particle assembly
Molecular function (GO): protein-macromolecule adaptor activity
Source: RefSeq, a predicted model, not a curated record
GUUGACUUGCUCACGUUCCUUGCCAUGGACUACAGACCACGAUAUUCUCAGCCUUUCACGUUUGCCGAAGUUGUGCAGCUUGAUGUCGCUGUCAUCACAGAAGAAAUCGCGCGUCUGCAGAACUCGCUUGCGCACCUCAGGCGAACGCAAGAAGAGCUUAGGGCCGCUUCAGAUGCUUCUCCGGACCCAGAGCUCAUAAAGAUUAUGGAAGAGAACGAAGUCGUCAUCGGCUCGCAGCAAGAAAGAAUAAGGAUGCUUAAGAUGGCGUUGACAGAGAAGGGUAUCCGCAUGGGCAGUCACUAUGAUCUUCCACAGGAGGGGGCGAGUCAGGGCACUGUGUUAGAUGCACCGUUGCAGGCCCAGCAUGCCCCAGCUCCUUCUACCGAGUCCGAACGUGUUGACGAGCACGACGAGGAUGGCGGAAUUCAUCUCUGAUUCAUUCUACUGCGGUCAGAUUGUUCCUCGUAAUUAGAGUGUAUGCUAUCUUCACGGACGUAGGCUUUCUCCGAUGUGACAAGCUACCGCUCUCUUAAGACAGUAUAUCGAGUCAGGAACUCAUCGCUGACCAUUGCGUGUGGUUUUCUUUUGCCAGACGUUCAUGCAGAAUACUGACAUUGGUUGACAUACACAUUGAAUACUACCGUGAACACACAGAGCAGACACAUAUAAUGAGAAUUUGAGAC